AUGACCGUCCUCGCCAAGACCUCCGCCGAACUGAGCUCCGAGUCCGCUCGCUCGCUCUAUGAUCAGCUCGCUACCCGUGUCAAGGAUCUCGGCUAUCUACAGGGUGUCGGAGGCCUCCUUUCCUGGGACCAGGAAGUCAUGAUGCCUCCCAAGGCUGCCGACAUUCGCGCUGAGCAGUUGAGAGUCGUGGCUGGUUUGUGCCAUGAGGCCGCAACCUCGCCUAUCCUGGGGUCCCUUCUCGAGGAGAUCCAGAAGCGCGACCUCUCCAAAGAAUUUAAUCCCUAUGAGCGCGCCAACAUCCGUCUUAUGAACAAGAGCUAUAGGGAGGAGACCGUCUUGCCCAAGGAACUCGUCCAGGAAGGUGCCGCCCUCAACUCUAAGGCUGUCAACGCCUGGGCCGAGGCUCGCAAGGAAUCAAACUACGCCAAGUUUGCACCCUUUCUGGAGCAGCACAUCAAGAUUUUGCGCCAGAAGGUCGGCUACAAGAUUCAGGGCGGUGUCUGUGAAGAGGCUCGCAAAAUCAACGAGAAGGCUCGCGCCAGCUUGGGCCUCAAGGAAGGUGACGAGUGCUACAAGGGCUACUACCAGGCCUUGCUCAACGACUACGAGUCUGGCUUCAAGGAUGAGCAGCUGCAGGGCUUGUUUGCGGACCUGAAGCAGAAUCUUGUCCCCUUGAUUGCUAAGAUUAAGGCUAAGAACUUCCAGCACGACGACAGCUUUAUCCAGGGCAAUUUUGAUGUCAAGAAGCAGGCCGAGUUCUCGCACCGCAUUGCCAAGGAGAUCGGAUUCGACACAGAUGCUGGUCGUCUCGAUGUCUCGACCCACCCCUUCACUGGCGGUCCCGAUCCUCUGGAUGUCCGCAUGACCACUCGUUACACGGUCGAUUACCUUCAGGAGGGUAUUACCGGCACUAUCCAUGAAACUGGCCACUCUUUGUACGAGCAGGGCCGUAACCAGGAGUAUGCUGGCCUCCCUGUUUCUCAGGCCUUGUCCUUGGGUGUCCACGAGUCGCAGUCUUUGCUCUGGGAGCGCAUGGUCGGUUUGAGCAAGCCUUUCUGGACCUACGCUCUUGCUCUUCUCAAGGAGCAGUUCCAGGACCCCUCCCACGAGAAUCUCCAGAGUGUGACGCCCGAGCAGUUCUACAACGCCUUCAACCAAGUUAAGCCUGGCUUCAUCCGCAUUGAGGCCGACGAGGUUACCUACCCCUUGCAUGUUAUCCUCCGCUACGAGAUCGAGAAGGCCCUGAUCGAAGGUGACAUUACCGUCGCGGAGAUCCCCAGCAUCUGGAAUGCAAAGAUGAAAGAGUACCUUGGUUUAGAUGUCACAGAAGAUCGCUUGGGAUGCUUGCAGGACACUCACUGGGCUGUCGGGCUGAUCGGCUACUUUCCCACCUAUACCUUGGGAUCGAUCUACGCGGUCCAGAUCUUCAAGGCUGCCAAGGAGGCGAUCCCCGGCUUGGAUGAGCAUCUGGUCAAGGGCGAAUUCCAUGUGUUAAAGAAGUGGUUGAACGAAAACAUUCACAAACAGGGUUCGUUGAGAGAGUCAGGAGAUGAUUUAAUCAAGGACUUGACGGGCAGAUCCUUGGACAGCAAUCUUUAUGUUGAGUACUUGACAAACAAGUACACUGCAAUCUAUGAUCUUUAA
Messenger RNA from Gamsiella multidivaricata, 1644 nucleotides. Its product is annotated as M32 carboxypeptidase Taq metallopeptidase peptidase. Lineage: Eukaryota; Fungi; Mortierellomycota; Mortierellomycetes; Mortierellales; Mortierellaceae. Bases 1 to 1644 code for a protein of 547 amino acids. The record is from RefSeq and is a predicted model, not a curated record. Gene Ontology annotation, biological process: proteolysis. The transcript is spliced from 3 exons. Gene Ontology annotation, molecular function: metallocarboxypeptidase activity.